Messenger RNA from Prorocentrum cordatum, 539 nucleotides. NCBI's taxonomy places the organism in Eukaryota, Dinophyceae, Prorocentrales, Prorocentraceae. The record is from the annotation of a GenBank genome assembly.
GGCUGAUGCGCUGCCUGCGUUUGCACCGUGCCCUCUACCGCGCCCCUCGCGGGGGCGACUUGCAGCAAUUAUUGCUAGUGAGACAGCUGCACGCGCGCUGGUGGGGAGAGGAUGUGAGGAAAAGGGGCGCGACAAUGGAGGAGAAGGAGGAAGAGGAGCAACCGCUGCUAAGGCCGUCCUGGAACGCCGGCUUCAGACGCCCCCGCCGCGCCCGUGGGGCCGCGCCCGCUCCCGCUGCCUCUGGCCCGCCCUGCUGCUGCACCAGCUGCCGGUGGGCCUCGGGCUGGCCGGAAGGCUGCACAACGAGGUUCGGGCACUGCGCCGGCUGGGGCGCGGCAACCGCGGCGUCCUCGAGGCGGCUCCUGCGCGCGCGAUGACCGGCGCCCUGGGGUCACGGAGCCGCCCCAGGGCCCUGCGUGGGGGGCGGUGGCUGGCGGGACCUGACCUGGGCAAGCCCCGCCCGGCCGCCGCCCGCUCCGCGGGGGGAGCCCGAGAGCGGCAGCGCCGCGCGGGCGCGGCCCGCGCCCUGCAGCGCCGAC